UAUCCUCUGAGCAUAAAAUUGUUUUAUCAUGUUAUGUUUAUUUCCUAGACAUCUUCCAUUGGGAUACUGCAGGAAAAUACUGGCUGUGCAGUUAGUGCCUUUGUGUGGACUGCUCAUAUUUAUUCACUGGGAAGUCAAUCAUGUUUUGUUCGAGCAUGUUUUGUUUUUCUGCUGAGCAAACACUUAAGCAACCUUUUUCUUGUACAAAUUUAUUUGCAUAUACGAUAUGAGCCAUUCAAAGUCAGUACUGCGCAGAUAUUUGAGUUAUUUUUGCUUUCUCUGCUGUGCAACAUAGGAAGUAGCAGUGGAGUUCACCCUCAAAACAUUGGCUUUGCUGAAUAAGACUGCAGUGUAUUGGUCACGCUUAAGGACUCCAUCAGUAGUUACAGAUAUUUUUAUUUUGUUUUAUAUUGAAAGCCUGGGAUAGAUCUUUCCUAUUAAAUGCAUUCAGCAAAAUGCUUCCAAGUAAUCUACAGACAAAGAAUUAUUCCUAGCAAUUAUCCACUGAAUAAAUCUGAAUAAUGAAUAUGUUCACAGAAGUCACUAUCUAUUUGUGAGCAAUUAGCCAAAAGAAAUAGAGGUGACAUUCAUAAGCUAAAUAAUUCAUUUAUGAAUGCUUUGUCCGGCUUCGGUUCUGACACAUGUUGCAUGAAAUUAGAUCACAGCUUAGAUGAAAAAUUACUUUACAUAGGGGGGCAAUAUUAAAGAAAAUUCUUCCAGCUUCCAAAGCAGAUUAUUCUAAUAUUGUAACAAUCACUCAUUACAAGUGAUUUAAAAGACUACUGAAGUUAUUUUCCUGGAAUCCUUCACUUCAUGCAUUAAACUAUGUUUUAUUCCUAUCAUAUAUCCAAUUUUAGGCUGUUAAACUGCAAUCAAAAGCACUUAGUAGGAAUGGAUCUGUCUCUGUUAUGAAGUUUGAACUUCUGACACCUUUAUCCACUGGAACUUAAGUGCCCAGGAUGCACCAGGGAGGGGAUUUCCGGAGAGUUUUACAAGGCCUGCAGCUGUGAGCUGGUUGCAGCAUGAGGAAAAGCCCUCCAUCACCCCAAUGCACAGGAAAGAGAAGACAGAUGAUAGUAGCUGUCCUCCUUCGAUACUGAGGAAAAGGCCACCUGUGGAUCAAGCUGUGGGGGAAAAGCGAAAAGCAGAGAGAAGAGUUCGAUUUCGGGAGCCAGAAGAAGUCAUUGAACAUGCCAUUUCCUGCUGUGACUAUGUAGUGGUACAUGACAGGUCAUCAUCUGGAUUGCCUGUGUUCCUGUGGCUUUCAUUUUGUGUAGUGCUGAUCCUGGCUGUGAGUCUCUACUACACCAGCAUGAAGCAAGAUUUCAAAGUCCUGGAAGAAUUUCAAUCCCGACUUGUUUUCUUCUUUCUUCAGAUAAGACACAUUGCUCAGAAAUGCUGGACUUGGUUUACGAGGCAAUAGUAAUGUUCUCUGACUGCAGCGGGCCUGACAAACGUCCGAGAUCUGCUAACUGGCGCACAGCCAUAAAAAGCUCCCGGUCCACUCCAGCCAUAUGUCAGGGAACACAUGAGCAUCCACCUUGAAGAACAUAAACCACCCCUGUUGUGCACUUCCCAGAGCCACUUGUUCUCCUUUCUCGUUUGUCAUUAUAUUGUGGCCACAUUAGCAACUAGAGGUCCCACCAAACUUGGCCUUCAUUGUCCUGGACAGUGAACAAGUAUCUUAACUUUGUCCCCCAAACGGGUUACAAACUGUAGAUCUGAGGAGUAGAAGCUGAUAGAGAAAUUCAUUUCUCUGUGCAGGAAGCAGCAAGCUCUGAAUAUAAGUCUCCCAAAGUCUCAAGUCAAGGCAUUACCUACCAAACCACCUUUCUCCUCAAGUCUCCUAAGAGCAAUUCUGCAAAAGUUAAAGUAAAGCUGAACUAUUGCACAGACACUACUCCUGUGGCCAAAGGCUUGGCAAGUUUGCUGUAUUUAUACACCUAUGAAACGAUUGUUAGUAAAAUCCUGGCAAAUGGCUUUCUUGUUUCCUUUCAUGCAUUUUUGCCUGCAUGGGCAAAAACUGUUUCUUGAUGUUUCACUUGACUCCCAGGUGUGAAAAAGAGCAUGAAAACUCAUUUAAAUGGUAAAUAGUGUAUUUGCCUAAUAUCAUGCACAACAGCCUUGAAUCCCAGGUUAGUUAUCAAAUCAGUAGUUUAAUUCUCUGUGUUUGAUUCAGUUCAUAAAGCCCAUGAGCUGAGCUUACAAGGUCUCUGACAGCGCUUAUACUCAGACAGAGAUUAUGCAUUUACUCCUGUGUGUUCAAGGCCUUAUAUAAUGCUAGUACAGACUGUUUAUGAAGAAGUGGGGGAUACAGCUCUACUAUCCUUCUGUUAUCAUACCAUAGUGUGCACUUCUCCAAAGGGAAUCAUUUUAAUGAAGCUCAUGCAAUAAAUGUGGAACAUCACCCUGCAUAUCUGAGAGGAGAGCAAGCGUGUGCAAGCUUACGAGCACCAGCUUUCCCAGUUUUAUUUUCUUCCUUGGCAAAAAUAGCAUCAUCAGCUUUUUAGAUCCUAAAUUCUUUUCAAGUGACAUUAAAGAAAUGCAUAUGAUGCCUGCUUAGUUUUAUUCACUAUGAUAAGGACAACAUCAAAACUUGUAAAAGCUGAAGAAAAUAAAAAAAAAAGAGAGAAAACACUGCAGAGAAGAUGGAGGUGAUGUUUGCAAGGCUACGUCUUGAACUCUCCUACCAUUGCAACCCGUCAAAAAGAAGAAAAUCUGGUGCUUUAUUUUUAAUUGACUUUAAAAAAAGAGGGCAACAGCUCUCUGCCAUAGCAGAGCUUGCUGUCCCAAGCAGCCCACAGACUUCAACUAGGCAAAGGACAAAAUAGGAGCAAAAUACACGGUCUUUGCUCAAGAGGAAGGUGGGCAGGAAUCUGAUUGCAAAUGGAUCCAAAAAGCUGCAGUGUCAGAGAUGGAAAGGGGUCACUUCAGGGGCUAUUCUCACGAUCUUUCUGAGAUGUCACAGACCCACAGGAAUCGCAUACGACAAGCUGCCAGUUUGGGAACCAGAGGUUGCUGCAGCAAGUGUGUUUAGCUCAGUGACUCUUUGCACAAACCCAUCAUGUACCCCGAGCUUCCAGGGUAAG
Messenger RNA from Struthio camelus australis, 3089 nucleotides. Lineage: Eukaryota; Metazoa; Chordata; Aves; Struthioniformes; Struthionidae. The record is from RefSeq and is a predicted model, not a curated record.